AUUGAAAAUAUAAGCUUGAACUAUGCAAACGUCUAUUAUUUAUCAGUAUGCAGUCGCUCUGUAAAGAGGUAACAACGUUCUUUCAACUCUUGGCCUGUUUUCUACUUAUUUUCUGUCAUUCAAAGUCUGAUUCAAUUGUCAAUUUUGGACCAUGGUAGAAUUUUACCUUCAUAAGAAAUUUUUGUGACACUUUUCAUAUUUGUUAUAAAAUCAAUAAAACGAAAAAAAAAUGAAUUCUAUAGCGAAGAUAUUAUUCAUGUGUUUAUUCUAUCAAGCGGCGGCGUUAAUUCCACCAAAGUUUCAAUGGAAAACUUUGGACUUUGCUUGGCCAGGUUCUGAAAGGCAGUCUGCUAUGAGCAAUGGGACUUACAUAGCCGAAAACAACAUGCCGACAGGGAUAGCCAGGUGGAAGGAUAAGUUAUUCAUAACUAUUCCACGUUGGAAAAAAGGAAUACCGUCGUCUUUAAAUUUCGUUUACUUGAAUGACUCACAAAACGCACCUCUUCAUCCUUACCCCAACUGGGAAGAGGGAUGCCUGACUUCAAACGGGGCUGCGGCAUCUAACAGGACUGUGGUCUCCACCUUUAGGGUGCACGUGGACAGAUGCAAUCGUCUGUGGGUUGUGGAUAACGGAGUCACCGAAAUGUCAAAGGAUGUAAGACAAAUAACGCAGCCGUCUAUCCUCGUGUUCGACUUGAAGACGGACGCGCUGCUGAAGAAGUAUGUCUUCAAAGACGACGUGCUACGGGACUCCUCCGUGUUGACUAGCAUUGCGGUUGAAAUAGUAGGCAAGGAGUGUGCUAAAGGCAACGCCUUCGCUUACAUAACCGAUAUGGGGUCGAAUGCUAUACUCGUCUACAGUAUGAAGGAUGACGACGCUUGGCGUGUCGAGAACCAUUACUUCCAUUUUGACCCCCACGCUGGGGUCUACAAAGUUGGGGGUAUUGACUUUUACUGGAGCGAUGGUGUAUCCUCUGGUACUUUGUCGCAACCGAAAAAGGACGGGUAUUGCGAUUUGUAUCUUCACCCGACGUCAAGUACGAAGCAGUUUAGGAUGUCGACGAAAUUGUUGAGAGACAAGGACGCACCCAAAGAGGAUAUAUUCAACGGAGUAGAGAUAAUCGGAGAUAGAGGCCCCAAAUCCCAAGCAACUGCCUGCGACAUAGAUCCAGCAACCAAUGUACUAUUUUACACGCAGGUAUGCAAAAACGGUUUGGGAUGUUGGAACAUUGACAAACAGUUUAACGAAGAGAACACGCCGCUUAUUCUCAGCGACUGUACCUUAAUGGAAUUUCCCAACGACGUUAAAGCAGACCGAGAAGGCAAUCUCUGGAUACUGAGCGACAGACAAUCCAGGUUCCUUUACGAAGCGAUGGACUUUGACCAAGUCAACUUCAGGGUUCUGACGUCACCCACCUCGACGCUCAUUCAAGGGACUGCGUGCGAGAAGAAAUCCAUUUUCAGUCGACUCAGCGGCUCGGUCGGCAAGGUUUGUUGAAGACUGUUUUAAGAUGUUUGCAACGAAGGGAACUGAAGUCAAUUUUAAUAAGGGCAAUAAAGGGAAAAAUCCUUCCCCUAGUAUACCAGUAGAGCUAAACAGAA
Molecule: messenger RNA, 1602 nt
Organism: Trichoplusia ni (cabbage looper)
Lineage: Eukaryota; Metazoa; Arthropoda; Insecta; Lepidoptera; Noctuidae
Product: L-dopachrome tautomerase yellow-f-like
Exons: 10
Coding region: 230-1498 (422 amino acids)
Cellular component (GO): extracellular region
Source: RefSeq, a predicted model, not a curated record